AUGGACGCCUUCACCAGCGCUGCGGCACGGAGCUUUCGGGAUCGGAUGACCUUCCAUUGCGGUGCGACCAUGGGCUUCACUUGUGCUGUGUAUUUGAUGGGCAUCUUGCGGCCCGUCCUGGAGCCCUUCUUCUGGGCCUUGUUUUUGGUCACUGCCCUGGAGCCGCUCUCCCGGUUCUUCGAAGGUUUACUGUUGGGAGCAGGAGAACUGCUCUGUGGCGCCUUCCGACGGCGACGAGGGAGGUGCCUUUGUGCCAGUCCGUGUUCAGGCGAACGCCGUGGCAUGGUGGACGUGGCCGCCUUGAGCCCGUUGUGGCACAUCGCGCCAGAGGAUGGCGACGUGAGCUGCAAGGAGAGCUGUUGCGCCUGCUUGUCGCGGCUCAUCUCAGUGCUCGGUGCCCUCCUCGUGGUCUUCCUGGCUCUCUUCGGUAUGGCCUGCGUGGUCAUCGACGGGGUGGUGCGUGUGCAGAAGGACCUGCCCCUCUACGAGCUUGGAGCGCACACCAUCGUGCAGCGUGUGAAGGCCUUUGUGAAGAGUUUGUCCUUGACCUUCCCGGAAGCCUUCUUGACCAUGGUUUCGGAGAAGCUUCUGGACGAGGCGAAGCUGAUGCUUUCCACUGCUUUGGGCGGUUUGCUGGAAUAUUUGAGCAACGUGAUCUUUGAGUUGCUCAUGCUGGGUUUGUAUGUGCUCUUCUGGCUGUGCACACCAAUGCCCAUUGCCAGCACCACCGAGACCAUCUUCCGGCGGUACCUUUUCCUGAAGGGUACUGCCUGUCUCGGGUAUGGAGUUUGUGUGGGCUUGGUCUUCUAUCUCUUGAAGCUCCAACUACCAGUGGUUUUUGGCCUCACCUCCUUCGUGUUGAGCUUCAUCCCGGAGGUGGGUGCCUUUCUGGCCAUGUUGCUCUCGGUGCCGGUGAUCCUGUUCGAUAGUCGCCACGAGGCGGCCUUGGUCACGUUUUUGAGUGCCCUGGCAGCGCAGCUGGGCCUCAAGUUCUUCUUCACCAACAUCGUGGAAGUGAAGUUGGUGGAGAAUGAUUCCACCAUGAAGAUGCACCCCGUAGUCACACUGCUGGCCGUGACCUUCUUCGGCUUCCUGUGGGGCCCCACGGGGAUGCUCCUUUCCGUGCCCAUGAUGACGUAUUUCAAAGCCGUGCUCUUGGUGGAGUAUGUGCCUCCCGGCUACCGGGACCCCUUGUUGAUCCUCAUUGAAGGUGAUCGCAUGGCACCCAAAAGGCACCGAGCGCGGAUGAAGGACCUCAGCACAGAGGAGUGGCAACGGCAACGGCACAACUCCGACUGA
Messenger RNA from Durusdinium trenchii, 1299 nucleotides. Lineage: Eukaryota; Dinophyceae; Suessiales; Symbiodiniaceae. The record is from the annotation of a GenBank genome assembly.